Molecule: messenger RNA, 3504 nt
Organism: Haliotis rufescens (red abalone)
Lineage: Eukaryota; Metazoa; Mollusca; Gastropoda; Lepetellida; Haliotidae
Product: vacuolar protein sorting-associated protein 4A-like
Exons: 12
Coding region: 427-1938 (503 amino acids)
Biological process (GO): vacuole organization; endosomal transport
Molecular function (GO): ATP hydrolysis activity; ATP binding
Source: RefSeq, a predicted model, not a curated record
AUCAGUUUAGGAGCAGAACAAAAUAACUAUGCCCAAAUAACCGUUAAAGCUGUGUAAACAUUCGACCACGUGAGGGUAAACGCAUGCGAAAUGCCAUACAAAACAUCUCUUGGCCUACAUGUCAGACUGUCAAACAAUUUUAUUCAUCUUUCACCAAUUUUUAGCAUGUAUUAUGAACACCGGAAGUCGGUGGUCGUACAGGUAAACAUAAACAAAUCGACUGACGCAGCCUUACGUGCAUUAGGGGACCUAGUCAGUGCGCAUGAAUAGACCAUGGUGGCUGUCGAUCCUUUACCUGAUCCUUAUCAAAGUGUCACUUGUUGACGGUUUAGUUUAUCGCUCCUGUCCUACAUGUGCCAAUGACGUUAAUAUAACCGCGAAUCGUACACCAACCACCAACACGAGUCGGAACGACCAAAACAAAGAAUGGCAUCAGGUGGUUGUGGUAACAACGUUAUAGACAUAGAUGGCUUUGAUUUAUCGGAAAUUUUAAAAAUCGCUGAUGAUGUUGAAUGUCGUGGUGGUGCCGUCGUGGACGGCGGGUGUCGUGGUAGUGUUGAGACUGGUAAUGGGCCGAGAAGUGGAGAGGAUCUCAACUCUCACAUUGAUGGAGAAGUUUCAGGCUGUGGGAGUAUUGAUGAAAAAGAAGUUUCUCACGACAAACAAGAGACACAAAAAGAUACUAUUCAUAAGAAGAUGGCUACAGCAGUGGACUUGCUGAGACGAGCAGUUGAGAGUGAGAAGAGUGCAGACAAUAAGGAGUCCUUCAGACUUUACAAGGAUAGUAUUGAGAUUCUGCUGGAAGCUUUAAAAAAAACAGGCAAAAAGGGAAGGUUAAGAACUCUAUUAACGACAAAGAUAAAAGCCUUAUUGACCAAAGCAAAACAUUUAAAAGACCAAAUCACAGAAAAAAGAGAGGCCAGUGUGUUAAGUAAGGUGCCCCAAAGGUCAGAUGAAUAUGAUGAAGCCACGCUAAGGAAGAGGGAUUACCUGGCAGGUUUCAUAGAGGAUCCGAAUGAGAAACUAAACCGGUCCAAUAUUGUUGGACAGGAGGAAGCUGUAAGUCGCCUUAUGGAACACCUCGUUUUGCCUUCGAUGUAUCCACAAUUAUUUCAAAAUCGUCGGAUGCCAGGCAAUAUCCUGUUAUAUGGGCAUCCAGGGACUGGCAAAACGAUGGCACUGCGAGCUGUUGCCUCUGACAUUCCUGAUUUUACUUUCUUCAAAUUGUCUAUAUACGACUUCAUGAACAAGUAUGAACCAGAUGAGGCACGGAAUGUUCGGGAACUGUUCAUGAUGGCGAGUGAGAGAAAGAACUGCAUCAUCUGCCUUGAGGAUGUUGACAGGAUACAUCGAGAUGAAUCAGACCUCAGAUUGAGAAGCAUCUACACUGAGUUGAUGGUGCAGAUGGAAGGCUAUGCCAAACAGGUCAGGGUUGUGUUUGUCACACAGAGACCCUGGAACCUUAAGAGGCCGUUCAGGAGAAGGCUAUCAUCGAGGAUUUACUUUCAACUGCCAACUAAAGGAGAACGGAUUAAUAUUUUGAAAGCCAACCUGAAGGAAACUAACCACAAGUUGACAGAAAAAGAUUUUGACCAAAUUGGGGACCGAACUGCAUCGCUUGGAGGCUAUCGGUGCACACAGGCUGACAUGGUGGCAUUAAGCAGGGAGAUCAUGAUGCAGGUGGUGCGCCGAGUUCAGUGUGCCAAGUAUUUCAGAAAGAUGGCACACCCUGUGACUAAGAUCGAGGAUCACUGGAUGCCAUGUCACCAAGAUGAUGAAGGAGCUGUAGAGAUGACCUGGAUGGAUGUGGAUGCAAAGAAAUUUUUAGAGCCGGACAUAGUAAUGAGUGAUGUUCUUCUUUCUCUGGCUAACUGCAGUGGCACAGUCGAACCGGGGGAAGACAGACAGAUGUCUGACUGGAGGGACAUGGUUACUUAAUUUCAUUGACAUGUUGAGUCAGCUGACCAAAAUGAACUUUGCAUGCCCUGGAAGCCUGGGUUUCAGUGCACUCUUAUCUUCACAUUUAACCUGGAUGAGCACUGAUAACUUUAGUACCAUCUCUGUGACACAGGACCACAGACAACAUUGUCACUGUGGGCUGAAUUGGUGAUGGGUUGGUCACAAUGACUCCUGUGUAUGGAUCUUAUGCUUAUGUCAGGGACCACUAAGAGCAGCAGGUGCAGCAGCUUUAGCUUGUGAUCCUGCUCCAUGAUGUAGAGUGAUACCCGCACCUUCCACCACUUGUCAUCUACCGGAGGCAAGGGAGUUACUGACUGUAAAAGUCCAGUUUCCACCCUUGCCGAACAAGGCUGGAAUUUUGGGUUCGAUGGUAGUGCCACCAGUGGCUAUUACGAGUUAUGUCCCUUCUACGUCCCUCCUAUUGACCAGUCAGAUUCCACCUUCCCGAAGAUCAUCAAAUCAUGUGAGCACCUUGAUUACAAAAAUGACAAGAUUUGGAAUACAUCUGUUGACGCUAAGUUGAUGGUACACAUGCUUUGCAAAUCCUGGAAGUACUUCUUAUGGGCUGCAUGUGGAAAGGCUCUUCUGUUACAAAUGUUUAUCAGCAAGACAUGAUGAUUUUGACGAAAUCAGUUGGACAGCCCGUAACUGUCAUUCAGAAUACCCUGCGUUAAACAUUUUGAUGUUACAUGAUUAGCAACACAUUCCAAAUCUGGUAAGCAAUUGAUUGGCUGAAAGGUCAUUCUGGCAUGACCCGUAAUAGGAUGUCACUGGAUGUAUAGGAGAUAAUAUGUUAUUGACCAAACCUACCUAUGCAUAUAACUGUGAUAAUACAACUUUCAAUGUGAAAUGCUUAUUCCACAUUUUUUUUUUUUUUUUGAUAUUAUCCAGUUUCUUCUUUUAUAUUAUUUUGUAUCAUAUGACUAUAACUAACAUGUUGUGCACGAAGAUCCAUUUCAUGCAUGUAAUUUGGUCUAGAGUGGUGCAAUCCGUUGGUCGUGACAGGAUCAUUUGGUCUUUGGUUCGAGUUUUCUCAAGCUGACAUGCUGUGAUAUGACUUAAGUACUGUUCGAAACAGUAUUAACUCACUUCUUUCACAAUACAUCUGAUUAUUGUUUCUUAUGUAUAUAAUUAAAUAAUUAUUGUGAUGUAAACUGCUUUGUCCUCGACUGACGAAGAGAAUACAGUUGUAUACUCCAAACUAGGUGAGAUUAUUAUAAACAACAAACCAACCAAACCAACAAACGUUGUUGUGUUAUCAUCUUCAUGGUUUUAAUGUGUUUGUUUUUACACGAAAUGUAUAUUGAUGAAAGGUGCAUAGCAACCCACAAUCAUUGAGUUGGCAGAAAAAGACCAGGUCUGAUCAGAAAGUAGGCCACUGUGCCUGAGACGACUCCUACAAGCACAGGCAUGGUGCUGACUGAGCAGAAUACUCAAGCGUGAACCACAAUGAGAUGAAUCUGCAUAGACAGCCGACCAUUACUGUCCUGUCUUGACAUUCAAUUUCAUCUGAUUGUUUGAUUCAAAAUAAAACUUGUCAACCCA